Leptosomus discolor (cuckoo roller) is the source of this 1957-nucleotide messenger RNA. The record is from RefSeq and is a predicted model, not a curated record. Lineage: Eukaryota; Metazoa; Chordata; Aves; Leptosomiformes; Leptosomidae.
GAUGACCUCAAGGAGAUGCUCGAUAGCAACAAGGAUUCACUCAAGCUGGAGGCCAUGAAGAGGAUCGUGGCGAUGAUCGCCCGGGGUAAAAAUGCCUCUGACCUCUUCCCUGCCGUGGUGAAAAACGUUGCCUGCAAGAACAUCGAGGUGAAGAAGCUGGUAUACGUCUACCUGGUGCGCUACGCAGAGGAGCAGCAGGAUCUGGCCCUGCUCUCCAUCUCCACCUUCCAGCGAGGACUCAAGGACCCCAACCAGCUGAUCCGAGCCAGCGCCCUGCGGGUCCUCUCCAGCAUCCGCGUACCCAUCAUCGUGCCCAUCAUGAUGUUGGCCAUCAAGGAGGCUGCCUCAGACAUGUCCCCAUACGUGCGCAAGACAGCUGCCCACGCCAUCCCCAAGCUGUACAGCCUCGACUCGGACCAGAAGGACCAGCUCAUUGAAGUGAUCGAGAAGCUUCUGGCGGACAAGACCACGCUGGUGGCCGGCAGCGUGGUGAUGGCAUUCGAGGAGGUCUGCCCAGAGCGCAUCGACCUCAUCCACAAGAACUACCGCAAGCUCUGCAACCUGCUCAUUGACGUGGAGGAGUGGGGGCAGGUGGUCAUCAUCAACAUGCUGACCCGCUACGCACGCACCCAGUUCCUCAGCCCCAACCAGAACGAGUCCUUGCUGGAGGAGAGCGCCGAGAAGGCUUUCUAUGGCUCUGAGGAGGAGGACACCAAGGAUGCUAAAGCAGAAGCAGCCUCUUUGGCCAAGCGCAAGCCCUACGUCAUGGACCCCGACCACCGUCUGCUCCUGCGCAACACCAAACCCCUGCUGCAGAGCCGCAAUGCCGCGGUGGUGAUGGCUGUGGCACAGCUCUACUUCCACCUGGCACCCAAGGCGGAGGUUGGCGUCAUCGCCAAGGCGUUGGUGCGGCUUCUGCGGAGUCACAGUGAGGUGCAGUACGUUGUGCUCCAGAACGUGGCCACCAUGUCUAUCAAACGGCGGGGGAUGUUUGAGCCCUACCUGAAGAGUUUCUACAUCCGCUCCACAGACCCCACUCAGAUCAAGAUCCUCAAGCUGGAGGUCCUCACCAACCUAGCCAAUGAGACCAACAUCUCCACCAUCCUGCGGGAGUUCCAGACCUACAUCCGCAGCAUGGACAAGGACUUUGUGGCGGCCACCAUCCAAGCCAUCGGGCGCUGCGCCACCAACAUCGGGAAGGUGCGGGACACCUGCCUCAAUGGCCUGGUCCAGCUCCUCUCCAACCGGGACGAGCUGGUGGUGGCCGAAUCUGUGGUGGUCAUCAAAAAGCUGCUGCAGAUGCAGCCGGCUCAGCACAGCGAGAUCAUCAAGCACAUGGCCAAGCUCACCGACAACAUCCAGGUGCCGAUGGCGCGGGCCAGCAUCUUGUGGCUCAUCGGCGAGUACUGCGAGCACGUGCCCAAGAUCGCACCCGACGUGCUGCGUAAGAUGGCCAAGUCCUUCACCAACGAGGAGGACAUCGUCAAGUUGCAGGUCAUCAACCUGGCAGCUAAGCUCUACCUGACCAACUCCAAACAGAGCAAGCUGCUGACCCAGUACGUCCUCAACUUGGCCAAGUAUGACCAGAAUUAUGACAUCCGCGACCGGGCUCGCUUUAUCCGCCAGCUCAUUGUGCCCACCGAGAAAAGCGGGGCCCUCAACAAGUAUGCCAAGAAGCUCUUCCUAGCCCAAAAGCCUGCUCCCAUCUUGGAGUCCUCUUUCAAAGAUCGGGACCAUUUCCAGCUGGGCUCCCUGUCCCACCUGCUCAAUGCCAAGGCUGUGGGUUACCAGGAGCUGCCCGACUGGCCAGAUGAGGCCCCCGACCCCUCUGUGAGGAACGUGGAGGUUCCUGAGUGGACCAAGUGCACCAGCCGAGAGAAGAGGAAGGAGAAGGUGGAGAAACCUUUCUACUCCGACUCGGAGGGCGAGUCAGGGCCCACAGAGUCGGCAGACAGCG